Messenger RNA from Psylliodes chrysocephalus, 1674 nucleotides. The record is from the annotation of a GenBank genome assembly. NCBI's taxonomy places the organism in Eukaryota, Metazoa, Arthropoda, Insecta, Coleoptera, Chrysomelidae.
AUGAGGCCACCGUCACAAAGUCACGUGAUUUGGAAAUUUGGAUUUCCCACACGUGGUCUGCCAGUCUGUGGAUUUUCAACAUUCAACUUCAACAUAACCUAUGAAAAGAUGGGUAAAAAUAAAAAAGAUAAGAAAAAAGGAAAAGGAGCUGAGAAAACGACAGCUAAAACAGAAAAGAAAUUAACAAAUAAACUCAAAAAAGAAUUACAAGCAAUAGGAGAGGAUGAUAUAGAAGAUAUCUUAUCACAAAUAGAAAAGGAGGAAAAGAGGCGAUUACAAGUAACAGAAGUUGUGAUUAAUCCUCCAAGUAGAAGAUUAAAUUUUAGUUUUGUAGCCCAUCCAGAUAAAGAACAGCUUAUUUUAUAUGGUGGAGAAUUUUUUAAUGGUCAAAAGACAUUUGUAUAUGGUGACUUAUUUUUUUAUAACAUUGCAAAUGAUAAUUGGACUGUGGUUAAAGCUCCAAAUGGUCCAGCACCCCGUUGUGGUCAUCAAAUGGUGGCAAGUUCAGCCAACAAAGGCCAGCUGUGGAUUUUUGGAGGCGAAUUUGCCUCUCCUACUCAAUCUCAAUUUUAUCACUAUAAAGAUCUUUGGGUGUUCCACCUAGCCAAUAAACAAUGGGAAAAAAUAACAGCUUCUAAUGGCCCCAGUGCUCGAAGUGGACACAGGAUGGUACUAGUUAAAAAGCAACUGCUUGUUUUUGGAGGGUUCCAUGAUAAUUUGAGGGAUUACAAAUACUAUAAUGAUAUCUAUAGUUUUAAUACAGAAACUUACAAGUGGGUUAAAUUAGAACCUAGUGGUACUCCACCAUCACCCAGGUCUGGUUGCUGUAUGGUUGCAACAAAUGAUGGAAAAAUUUUAAUUUAUGGUGGAUACAGUAAAGAGAAAGUGAAGAAAGACUUAGAUAAAGGCCACGUAUUUAAUGAUGCAUUUAUGUUAACACCAGAUAAAAAUGAUACUACUGGUUCAAAAUUUAAAUGGGUUCAGGUAAAACUAGGAGGAACAUCUUUUUCAUCAAGAUGUAGUAUGCCAAUUGUAUCCACAGUCAAUAAUUUAACUGCAUAUACAUAUGGUGGUGUUUUUGAUAUUGAAGAUGAUGAAGAAAAUCUUUCUGGGAACUUUUUUAAUGAUUUUUAUCAAUUGGAUUUAGAGAAAUUAAUUUGGAAUAAUGUGACUCUCAGUGGAAAAAAAGAAAAAGUUAAUAAGGCUAGAAGAAAAAAUAAAGAAGGAGAUGCAGAAGGUGAUGAUAAGGAAGAAAUGGAAGUAGAAAAAAUUGAAGAAAAAAUAGAACAAACUACAAUAUCAGAUGAUGGUAUUUUUAAAGUAACUGUUGGCCCUGCACCUACCUGUUCCAAAUCAAAUGCCAUUUUUGAUAAACAAGAUUUAACCAUUUUAUUUCAACCAUCUCCAAGAAUGAAUUGUGGUUUGGCCAUCAAACAUGGAAUCUUGUACUUGUAUGGAGGAAUGUUUGAAGAUGGUGACAAACAGAUUACUUUUAGUGACUUUUAUUCUUUAGAUUUAAAAAAGUUAGAUGAAUGGAAAACUAUUAUUGCUGAUGAUACUUCAAAGGUAGAAUGGUUAGGAUCAGAUUCAGAGAAUGAGGAUGAAGAAGAGGAAAGUGAAGAUGAGGAGGAAGAAGAAGAAGAUUCAGAAGGUUCAGGAAUGGAGACAGAUUAG